Molecule: messenger RNA, 1203 nt
Organism: Myotis davidii
Lineage: Eukaryota; Metazoa; Chordata; Mammalia; Chiroptera; Vespertilionidae
Gene: RHEBL1
Product: Ras homolog enriched in brain like 1
Exons: 8
Coding region: 240-791 (183 amino acids)
Biological process (GO): small GTPase-mediated signal transduction
Cellular component (GO): plasma membrane
Molecular function (GO): GTP binding; GTPase activity; GDP binding
Source: RefSeq, a predicted model, not a curated record
CGGCGCGACGCGGCACAGUAGUUCUCCGGCGCGCCUCUCCCUCGCUUUAGUCUUGCUGUGUUGUGAUCACGUGGCGAGCUCCGGGCGCGGCGCUUGUUUUGGUUUCUCUCUAGCUUGCCCCUUGCACCUUCGAGAGAGCUUUUCGGUGCCAGUUGCUGCAUCUGCCUACACUGUGACCUCCGCUUCUUAGGGCUUCCCCAGCCCGCAGUUCUGCAAGCCCUUCGGGGCCGACCUCUGCCAUGCCGCUAGUCCGCUAUAGGAAGGUGGUCAUCCUCGGGUACCGCUCUGUAGGGAAGACAUCUUUGGCACAUCAAUUUGUGGAGGGCGAGUUCUUGGAAGGCUAUGAUCCUACAGUGGAUAAUACUUACAGCAAGAUAGUGACCCUUGGCAAAGACGAGUUUCACCUACACCUGGUGGACACAGCAGGGCAGGAUGAGUACAGCAUUCUGCCCUAUUCAUUCAUCAUUGGGGUCCAUGGUUAUGUGCUUGUGUAUUCUGUCACCUCUCUGCAUAGCUUCCACGUCAUUGAGAAUCUGUACCAAAAGCUACAUGAAGGCCAUGGGAAAACUCGGCUGCCGGUGGUGCUAGUGGGGAACAAGGCAGAUCUCUCUCCAGACAGGGAGGUCCAGGCAAUUGAAGGGAAGAAGUUGGCAGAGUCAUGGGGUGCGACAUUCAUGGAGUCAUCUGCUCGAGAGAAUCAGCUGACUCAAGGCAUCUUCACCAAAGUCAUCCAGGAGAUUGCCCGUGUGGAGAAUUCCUACGGGCAAGAGCGCCGCUGCAGUCUCAUGUGAACCCUCAAACAUGGGGUAGCUGCCUGGAUUCUUCCCCUGGCACUUGCCAGGCCACAGUGGGGGCAGGUCCUCAGGACUUCACGGGUAUGGUUGCCAGCUGUGUCCCUGGCCCUCUGGGCACACAGUAAUGGUACCCUUACAUUUGCACACUUUCCCCAGGCUCCGGUGGCCUGGUUGUCAAUGUUUACAAAGGGGCAAGGAUGUCUAAUGGGCACUGGCCUCUGUUUUUGCUAAAUGAAUUCUUAUAACCUGCAGGGUUGUGAUAUGAGUCCUGGGGAUUCAGGACCCAGUCUCCUAUGUAGGUUUUGGAUGUUGGCUGGGUGAAGGGAGUUAGGGACUCCAGAAGUGGAGCUAGCUCCCUGGGGUGACAAUGUAUAUAUGCAAAUAAACUGAGAAAUCUUUUUGUAGUUGA